Gilbertella persicaria is the source of this 879-nucleotide messenger RNA. RefSeq lists its product as uncharacterized. The transcript is spliced from 3 exons. The coding region runs from base 1 to 879 and encodes 292 amino acids. Gene Ontology annotation, molecular function: oxidoreductase activity. Lineage: Eukaryota; Fungi; Mucoromycota; Mucoromycetes; Mucorales; Choanephoraceae. The record is from RefSeq and is a predicted model, not a curated record.
AUGUUGGAACUAUUUUCUGCUUUUAUUGCCACUACUCUCAUUAUUCUAACUUGGUACUUUUCACACUCAAAAAGUAAAAACAACUUUAAAACAAAAAAAAAAAACAAAAAGGCUCAUGUCACUUUAGAAUCAAUACUCGAUCCUAAAAUAUUUAAAACCUUCAAACUGAUCGAAAAGAUUCCAGUCUCUCAUAACACUUCAAAAUAUCGAUUUGAAUUACCACGCCCAGAUGAUACGCUCAGUUUACCUAUAGGUCAACACAUUUCAAUUAUGGCAGAAAUAAAUGGAAAAAAGAUAUCUCGAAGUUAUACACCGAUUACAUCUGAAGAUGGCAGAGGUUAUUUUGAUUUAGUAAUUAAGUCUUACCCUACAGGCAAUAUCUCAAAACUGAUGGGAGAAUUAAAAGUAGGUGAUUCUGUGGGCAUGAGAGGACCCAAAGGCAAUUUUUCUUAUAAGCGUAAUAUGGUCAAGGCUAUUGGCAUGAUUGCGGGUGGUACAGGUAUCACUCCAAUGCUUCAGAUCAUUCAACGUGUUUGUAAUGAUCCUGCCGAUAAAACAAAGAUUGUGUUGAUCUUUGCCAAUGUCACAGAAGACGAUAUCUUGCUCAAAGAAGAACUCGACACAAUGGCGGUCAAUUCGCCUGAUUGUUUUCAAGUCCAUUAUGUAUUAGAAAGACCUCCUAAAGGCUGGCAAGGUGAAGUUGGCUUUGUGACAAAAGAUAUUAUUCUCAAAUACUGUCCCAAACCAGCUCAUGAUAUUAAAUUAUUACUUUGUGGUCCAUUGCCCAUGAUUAAGGCCAUGACAGCAGCAACCAAUGAAUUAGGAUACCAAAAGCCUAGGGCAGUGUCCAAGAUGGAAGACCAAGUCUACAAAUUUUAA